AUGUCCGGCGAGCCAGACCACGCAGCGGCUAAGAACAAGGUCAAGCUGGAGAACGACCCUUCCGGCGCCGAGAAGCACGAAGACGAGGUCGCCACCGCCAUCCUCAAGAAGAAGAAGAAGCCCAACUCGCUGAUUGUCACCGACGCGACCAACGAUGACAACUCGAUUAUCAGCUUAUCGAACAACACCAUGGAGACGCUCCAGCUCUUCCGUGGUGACACCGUGUUGGUCAAGGGCAAGAAGAGGAAGGAUACUGUCCUGAUCGUCCUGAACGACGAUGACCUGGACGAUGGUAGCGCCCGCAUCAACAGGGUGGUGCGCCACAACCUCCGCGUUAAGCAUGGCGACAUCAUCACGGUCCACCCGUGCCCGGACAUCAAAUACGCCAAGCGCAUCGCCGUCCUUCCUAUUGCCGACACCGUCGAGGGUCUCACCGGCUCCCUGUUCGAUGUAUUCCUGGCUCCUUACUUCCGUGAAGCCUACAGGCCUGUGCGCCAAGGUGACCUCUUCACCGCUCGCGGAGGUAUGAGGCAAGUGGAGUUUAAGGUCGUCGAGGUGGAUCCCCCGGAGUUCGGUAUCGUUGCGCAAGACACGGUCAUCCACUGCGAGGGCGAGCCUAUUCAGCGCGAGGAUGAGGAGGGUAACCUGAACGAGGUCGGCUACGACGACAUCGGUGGUUGCCGUAAGCAGAUGGCUCAGAUCCGUGAACUGGUCGAGCUGCCCCUCAGGCAUCCCCAGCUCUUCAAGUCGAUCGGUAUCAAGCCCCCUCGCGGUAUUCUUAUGUACGGCCCUCCUGGUACUGGUAAGACCCUCAUGGCUCGUGCUGUCGCCAACGAGACUGGUGCCUUCUUCUUCCUGAUCAACGGUCCGGAAAUUAUGUCGAAGAUGGCUGGUGAGUCGGAAUCGAACCUCCGCAAGGCGUUCGAGGAGGCGGAGAAGAACUCUCCUGCGAUCAUCUUCAUUGAUGAAAUCGAUUCUAUCGCGCCAAAGCGUGAGAAGACCAACGGCGAGGUUGAGAGGCGUGUCGUUUCCCAGCUUCUUACCCUCAUGGACGGCAUGAAGGCCCGUUCCAACAUUGUCGUUAUGGCUGCGACUAACCGUCCCAACUCUAUCGACCCCGCUCUUCGUCGUUUCGGCCGUUUCGACCGAGAGGUCGACAUCGGUAUCCCCGAUCCCACUGGCCGUCUGGAGAUCAUGUCCAUCCACACCAAGAACAUGAAGCUCGGUGAUGAUGUCGACCUUCAGACCAUCGCCGCUGAGACUCACGGUUACGUCGGUUCUGAUUUGGCUUCUCUCUGCUCUGAAGCGGCCAUGCAACAGAUCCGUGAGAAGAUGGAUCUGAUCGACCUGGACGAAGACACAAUCGACGCUGAGGUCUUGGACUCUCUGGGUGUUACCAUGGAGAACUUCCGCUUUGCCCUUGGUGUCUCUAACCCCUCGGCCCUGCGCGAGGUUGCCGUCGUCGAGGUGCCCAACGUUCGCUGGGAGGACAUUGGUGGUCUCGAGGACGUCAAGCGCGAGCUUAUCGAGUCCGUCCAAUACCCUGUCGACCACCCCGAGAAGUUCCUCAAGUUUGGUCUUUCGCCUUCUCGUGGUGUCUUGUUCUACGGACCUCCUGGUACUGGUAAGACGCUCUUGGCCAAGGCUGUUGCCAACGAGUGCGCUGCCAACUUCAUUUCCAUCAAGGGCCCCGAGCUUCUGUCCAUGUGGUUCGGUGAGUCUGAGAGCAACAUUCGCGACAUCUUCGACAAGGCCCGUGCGGCAGCUCCUUGCGUUGUGUUCCUUGAUGAGCUGGACUCUAUUGCCAAGUCUCGUGGUGGCUCUGUCGGCGAUGCCGGCGGUGCUUCUGACCGUGUGGUUAACCAGCUUCUGACUGAGAUGGACGGCAUGACCUCCAAGAAGAACGUCUUCGUCAUUGGUGCAACCAACCGUCCUGAGCAGCUCGACAACGCUCUCUGCCGUCCCGGUCGUUUGGAUACCCUCGUCUAUGUUCCUCUUCCGGACAAGGACUCUCGUGCCGGUAUUCUCAAGGCUCAGCUUCGCAAGACUCCUGUCGCUGCGGAUGUUGAUCUUGACUACAUUGCGGCCAACACGCACGGCUUCUCUGGUGCCGAUCUUGGCUUCGUCACCCAGCGUGCUGUCAAGCUUGCUAUCAAGGAAGCGAUCUCCACCGACAUUGCGCGCACCAAGGCUCGCGAGGCUGCUGGCGAGGACACGACCAUGGAGGACGAGGUCGAGGGCGAGGACCCUGUGCCUGAGCUCACCAAGGCCCACUUCGAGGAGGCCAUGCGCUCCGCUCGUCGCUCCGUCACUGACGUUGAAAUCCGCCGUUACGAGGCUUUCGCUCAAAGCAUGAAGAACUCUGGCGGUAGCAGUUUCUUCCGCUUCCCUGAGGCUGGUGAGGACCAGACUGGCAACAACAACUUCGGCGCCGGUGGUGAUGAUGAAGGCCUUUACGACUAA
Aplosporella prunicola CBS 121167 is the source of this 2463-nucleotide messenger RNA. RefSeq lists its product as uncharacterized. Gene Ontology annotation, biological process: autophagosome maturation; retrograde protein transport, ER to cytosol; mitotic spindle disassembly. Lineage: Eukaryota; Fungi; Ascomycota; Dothideomycetes; Botryosphaeriales; Aplosporellaceae. The record is from RefSeq and is a predicted model, not a curated record. The coding region runs from base 1 to 2463 and encodes 820 amino acids. Gene Ontology annotation, molecular function: ATP binding; polyubiquitin modification-dependent protein binding; ATP hydrolysis activity. Gene Ontology annotation, cellular component: nucleus; VCP-NPL4-UFD1 AAA ATPase complex; cytosol. The transcript is spliced from 5 exons.